Molecule: messenger RNA, 2385 nt
Organism: Paralichthys olivaceus (Japanese flounder)
Lineage: Eukaryota; Metazoa; Chordata; Actinopteri; Pleuronectiformes; Paralichthyidae
Source: RefSeq, a predicted model, not a curated record
AUGAAACGACAGGAUAUUUUCCGGCACUGGAUUUAUUUUAUAUUCUACGCAUCUCAUAUAUGGAGUCUCGCCGCAGCACAGGUCGUGUAUUCGGUUACGGAGGAAUCGAGCCCGGGUACCACUGUGGGACAUUUGGCGAAGGAUUUACAUUUAGACGUACAGGAACUGGAGGGCAGAGGUUUUCAGAUUUCCGGACCUAAUACGAGGUAUUUCGAAGUAAACGUUAAGACUGGAAUACUUCUGGUGAAAGACAGAAUAGACCGAGAGGAGCUCUGCUCGCGUAAUGUGAAAUGCUCCCUGGAAGUGGAAGCCAUUGUUAACUCUCCGCUCAAUCUCUAUCGCUUCGAGGUUAAAAUUUUGGAUAUAAACGACAAUGCACCAUCUUUUCGGAUUCCGGGGAUUGUUUUGAAUGUGUCUGAGUCAGCUUUCCCUGGUGAAAGGUUCACGCUGCCAAACGCCUUCGAUGCAGAUGUCGGGAGUUAUUCUGUAAAGGGCUACAAGCUGAGCCAAAAUGAACAUUUCACCCUGGAUGUGCAGAAUAGUGGGGAGCAGGCAAUGUCCGCUGAAAUGGUGCUACAGAAAGCCUUAGACCGCGAGAAACAGGCGGUUAUAAAACUAACACUGACAGCCGUAGAUGGAGGAAAACCUCUGAAAUCUGGCACGUUACAUAUCACUGUUAAUGUACAAGAUGUAAAUGAUAAUGUUCCCAUUUUUGAUAAGCCGUUGUACAAAGCCACAGUGGCAGAAAACACGCAGCAAGGUGCAGCCGUCAUUUCUGUACACGCUCGGGAUUUAGACGAGGGUCUCAACGGAGAAAUUAUAUAUUCUUUUAUCAACCACGACAAUGACAACAACGUCAAUAACUUUCAAAUUAAUGCAGUAACUGGAGAGAUUACGGUGAAUGGUGAGUUGGAUCAUGAAAAAAGUAAAGCAGUUGAAAUCCGAGUCCAAGCGAAAGACAAAGCGCAAUACCCAAGAGCAUCUCACUGUAAAGUACUCGUUGAAAUCACGGAUGUAAAUGAUAAUCCACCAGAAAUAUCAGUCACGUCUUUAGUCGACGUAGUGAAGGAAGACGCGGCCCCGGACACAAUGGUUGGACUCAUAACGGUCAGAGAUAACGACUCUGAUAAAAACGGUGUUGUUCAAGUUAAAAUAGUUGAUCCUGUGCCGUUUAAAAUUAAGAACACUUACAAGAAUCAUUAUUCGUUGGUCGUAGACGGAACUCUAGACAGAGAACGAGCUUCCCUAUACAAUGUUACAAUAGUAGCGAGUGACGAGGGAGUCCCACCUCUUUCCAGUACAAGUGUUAUUACAGUCCACGUUUCUGAUGUCAACGACAACGCACCUCGUUUUAAAGAACCUGUCAUAAACAUUUUCGUCAAAGAGAACAGUCCUGUAGGCGUCAUCUAUACCAUGACUGCAGAUGAUCCUGAUGUGGACGAAAAUGCAAAAGUAACGUUUUCUGUAAUGAAUAAUAAAAACAACAAAAACAAUGUAAUAGGGUCAGUUAUAAACGUCAACUCAGAGACAGGAGAUAUAAUCAGUCUGCAAUCGUUUAACUUCGAGGAGUUAAAAACGUUUCAGUUUAAAGUUCAGGCCACAGACUCUGGUGUUCCUCCGCUCAGCAGCAACGUGACUGUGAACGUUUUUAUCCUGGAUGAGAAUGACAACAGUCCUGCGGUUCUUUCUCCAUAUUCUGAGCACGGCUCUGUUAACAGUGAGAGCAUCCCCUAUUCUGCUGAAGCGGGAUACUUUGUGGCAAAGAUCAGGGCUGUAGACGCAGACUCUGGAUACAACGCGCUGCUUUCUUAUCACCUCUCUGAGCCAAAAGGAAACAACCUCUUCCGGAUCGGAACCAGCACCGGGGAAAUCAGGACUAAGAGGAGAAUGAGUGACAAUGACCUGAAAACUCACCCCUUGGUGGUGCUGGUUUCUGAUAACGGAGAACCCUCCCUGUCAGCUACUGUGUCUAUAGAUGUGGUGGUGGUUGAGAGCACAGCUGACAUCCAGACUCAGUUCAGACAUGUGCCCACAAAGGACGAUGGCUUCUCUGAUUUAAACCUGUAUCUGCUGAUCGGCAUCGUGUCGGUGUCAGUCAUCUUUCUGCUGAGCCUCAUCACUUUAAUUGCUGUCAAAUGCCACAGGACAGACAGCAGUUUCAGCAGGUACAGCGCCCCAAUGAUCACCACCCACCCUGACGGGAGCUGGUCUUACUCUAAAGCUACUCAGCAGUAUGACGUCUGCUUCAGCUCAGACACGCUCAAGAGUGACGUAGUGGUUUUCCCCGGACCGUUUCCGCCUGUAGAUGCGGAGCUGAUCAGUAUUAAUGAAGGAGACACUUACAACAGGACUCAGACUUUACCGAACAAAGAAAAGGUGAGUUGA